AUCACGUAGAGAUCGAGCCGCCUACAUGCACGAGCGAACCAAAGUAGUCUGUUGCGCAGUUGAUAUUCUUAACCACGGGACAGGUGAACACAAUAGUCGCACAGUAAUCUGCAUCAACACUCAAACAGGAUUUUAAGCGCUAUGGCGUCAAACGAUUACGCUCAGUCUUCAAGCCACGGUUACAGUGGUUAUGGAGGACAGUCCAGUCAGGGUUACAGUAAACCCUCUGUCCAGAACAACAGCCAACAGGGCUAUGGAGGAUUUAACCAAAACUCAGAGAGCAGCUCUGCUCCUUAUAGUCAGAGUGGAUAUGGCUCCGCCUAUGGACAGUCCCAGUCAGGAGGAUAUGGGUCUCAGCCCCCUUCCCAGACCUAUAGUCAGACCAGUCAGUCCUAUAGUUCUGGAAGCUACAGUAACAGCAGCCAGCCUCCACCGUCUCAAAGUGGAGGCUACAACCAGCAGUCCUCUUUCUCUGGCUAUAACCAGCAUCACUCUUCCCCUGGCACUGGUAACUACGGCAACAACUCCCAGUCAUCUGGCUAUGGACAGCAGCAGCAGCAGAGUGGGGGUGGUAAUGGAAGUCAAAGUGGGGGUUAUGGUAGCAGUGGGGGGCAACCUGGAGCAUAUGGGGGAAGUGGGGGGCAGAGUGGUGGAUACGGGGGGAGUGGAGGACAACAACAGUCCUCUCAACGUGGAGGUGGGCCGUACAACCCACCUUCCAACUACAGCUCUCCUCCACCUCAGAACUAUGGGCAACAAAGUCAGUAUGGACAGGGAGGGUACAAUCAGGAUUCUCCACCCUUGAGCAGUGGAGGAGGAAGCUAUGGCAGUCAGGAUGGUGGAUAUAGCCAGGAUGGCAGAGGUGGUCGUCAGGGAGGAGGAGGUGACUUUGGAGGUCGAGGGGCGGGUGGGUUUGACAGAGGCGGGCACGGAAGUCCUCGUGGCAGAGGAGGAAUGGGAAUGGCCGAUCGUGGAGGAUUCAAUAAGUUUGGUGGGCCCAGGGAUCAUGGAGGUGCUGGGCACAGUAUGCAGGACCAGGAUAAUUCUGACAAUAACACCAUUUUUGUACAAGGUCUUGGAGACGACUAUACUGUGGACUCUAUCGCAGACUUUUUCAAGCAGAUUGGCAUCAUCAAGAUCAAUAAGAAGACAGGAUUACCCAUGAUAAAUCUUUAUACAGAAAGAGAGACUGGCAAGCUCAAGGGCGAGGCCACCGUUUCCUUUGAUGAUCCCCCUUCUGCCAAGGCUGCCAUCGAUUGGUUUGAUGGUAAAGAAUUUAAUGGAAGUCCAAUCAAAGUGUCCUUCGCAACUCGCAGAGCUGAAUUUGGACGAGGUGGGGGAGGCAUGAGAGGUGGUCGUGGUAGAGGAGGGCCAAUGGGACGUGGGGGGUUUGGCGGAGGACAAGGUGGUGGCGGUGGCUUCCCAGGCAAUAAUGGAGGUGGUGGUGGCAAUGGAGGUAGCAGUGGCAAUGGAGGUGGCCAGCAGAGAGCAGGGGACUGGAAAUGUUCAAACCCAACGUGUGGUAAUUUGAACUUCUCAUGGCGAAAUGAGUGUAAUCAGUGCAAAGAUCCCAAACCAGAAGGCAGUGGAGGAGGAUUGCCACAGAUGGGAGGUGGUUAUGGUGGGGACCGGGGAGGCAGAGGUGGCUUUGAUCGAGGUGGAUUCCGUGGUCGUGAUCGAGGAGGCUUUAGGGGAGGGAGAGGAGGUGACCGUGGAGGAUAUGGCCCAGGCAAAAUGGACUCGAGGGGUGAACACAGACACGACCGGAGAGAGAGGCCUUACUGAUGAGAAACUCUCUUUUGUUCAUAUCAGACUUUAAUUUGAUGUGGGACCAAUGUACACUCCACCAUUCAGCUUGUAAACCUUGUUUCUCAUGUUCUGGGUUGUGAAAUAUUUUUGUUUAAGUUCUAAUCAUGUUUAAAUUUUCCAUUUAUAAAAAAAUGAAUGUUUUCACUUUAUAAAUGAUCAUGAUUACUCUCUCAGUAUUUUCUGGUAUUUUUCACAGUAUUACUCUUAUUUAUUACUCUUAAUAUUAUCAAACUUGCUUUCUUUGACAUUUUGAAAAUAUGUAAUAAUGGAUUAAAAAAAUAAACAGUUUGAAAGUA
Molecule: messenger RNA, 2105 nt
Organism: Triplophysa dalaica
Lineage: Eukaryota; Metazoa; Chordata; Actinopteri; Cypriniformes; Nemacheilidae
Gene: fus
Product: FUS RNA binding protein
Exons: 15
Coding region: 142-1785 (547 amino acids)
Biological process (GO): regulation of DNA-templated transcription
Cellular component (GO): nucleus
Molecular function (GO): RNA binding; transcription coregulator activity
Source: RefSeq, a predicted model, not a curated record